GCAACUGGUGCGAGUUUAAUGGACAAGGAAGAGAUAUUUGUUUAGGUUGAACGUUAGUCUACAGACCACACUUAUUUUUCUUUCGUCAAAUAGUGUGACUCUUUUAAAAUCUUUAGCAUGCCUUUGUUUGCCCAAAAUCCAUUUGACCAAGAUGUUGAGAAGGCAACCAGUGAAAACAACACAACAGAUGACUGGGGCCUCAUUAUGGACAUCUGUGAUAAGAUUGGAACGACAUCCAAUGGACCAAAGGACAGCGUGAGAUCCAUUAUGAAGAGAGUCAACCACAAAGUGCCUCAUGUUGCCAUGCAGGCCCUGAAUUUGCUUGGGGCUUGUGUGUCAAACUGUGGCAAAAUAUUCCACUUGGAAAUCUGUUCAAGGGAGUUUGCCAGUGAAGUACGGAGUGUGCUGAGCAGGGCCCACCCUAAGGUGUGUGAAAAGCUAAAAGCUCUGAUGGUGGAGUGGGCAGAAGACUUCCAGAAGGAUCCGCAACUCAGCCUAAUUGGCGCCACCAUCAAGUCUCUGAAAGAGGAGGGCAUCAGUUUCCCCUCCGCAUCCUCACAGGGGUCUACCACAAAGGUCAGCACACCUGCUGCAAGCAAAGCAUUGGAUGAUGACGACCUGGCCAAAGCCAUCGAGCUGUCCUUGCAGGAGCAGAAGCAGCAGGCAGAGACACGGCCCCCGACCGUGACCUCCGACCCCGCAAACUACACCAAUGGUGGAGGGGGGCAGGAGGUCCGGAAGGUGCGUGCGCUGUAUGACUUCGAAGCGGCUGAAGAUAAUGAGUUGACCUUCAAAGCUGGAGAACUUAUUCUGGUUUUGGAUGACAGUGAUCCAAACUGGUGGAAAGGAGAGAACCACAGAGGGGUGGGUCUUUUCCCCUCCAACUUUGUCACAACCAAUCUGAACGCUGAACCAGAGACAGUGGUUCAUGUGGAAAAGUCAGCCAGUCCUGAAGAGACGAGCCUGGAAACCAAAGUUGAGCCUGAGCCCGUCUUCAUAGAUGAGGGGAAGAUGGACAGAACGCUGGCACUGCUGCAGAACGCAGAUCCUGCAGAUCCAGCUCCUGACUCCCCAGAGCUGAUCCAGCUGGAGGGUGCAUGUGAACAGAUGAAUCCCAUGAUUGAUGAGAAGCUGGAGGAGAUUGACAGGAAACACUCCGAGUUGUCAGAGUUAAAUGUGAAAGUUUUGGAGGCUCUGGAGCUUUACAACAAGCUCAUGAACGAGGCUCCGUUCUACUCGUCCUACUCCAAGAUGCAGCCGCAGUAUGCACCAUCUGGCUCAGCUGUGGCCAUGCAGGGCUACCUUGGACCAGCCGGUGCUCCCUACCUGAGUUCGGCGAUGCCCCAGGUUCCUGCUGCACAUCCUUACAGUCUGCCCAGCGACCAGCCGGGACCACUUCAUUCACUGCCCCCCAAUGUCUCAGCCAACAGCCAAGCUGCCCAGCCUCCUUACAUGAGCAGUGGUAUGAACACUCAGUACAUGAACCAGGCUGCCGGAGCUUCUUACCCAGCCCAGGCGGGCGUGGCCAUGGACAUAUCGACCUAUCACAACUCUAGCAUGCCUCCCGUGUCCUAUCCUGUGGCUGCUCCCCCUCACCAGGCUCCGCAGCUGCAGCACCAGCACCAGCAGCAGCAGCAGCAGCAGCAGGCAGCGUAUUAUCAACAGCCUCUGCUGUGAAACUCCAACUGACAGCAGACCUGAGAUGAACACAUACUUCAGAUAUUUCAUUUGCUAGCUGUGUGUUCAUUUAGCUUACCUUGUGCGUGCGUGUGUG
This is a messenger RNA of Xiphias gladius (swordfish), 1774 nucleotides long. It is a transcript of the gene stam2, whose product is annotated as signal transducing adaptor molecule (SH3 domain and ITAM motif) 2. NCBI's taxonomy places the organism in Eukaryota, Metazoa, Chordata, Actinopteri, Istiophoriformes, Xiphiidae. The record is from RefSeq and is a predicted model, not a curated record. Gene Ontology annotation, biological process: signal transduction. Gene Ontology annotation, molecular function: phosphatidylinositol binding; ubiquitin binding. The transcript is spliced from 14 exons. Gene Ontology annotation, cellular component: endocytic vesicle. Bases 118 to 1677 code for a protein of 519 amino acids.